CUUUUACAAGCUUCACGUUCCUGCCUUGUACACAGCGAGCGCACGCCAGGCGCGAGGCUCCCCGCUCCUCCCCUCUCCCGCUGAGGCGUUCUCCUGGGCUCCCGUCCAGAGAAUGACUGACUCCAGAGGACUCAAGUGGAGUAGACGCACUACAACGCUUCCUGCCUGCUGGGAAAGACUAAUGUGAAGUGAUUUUAUUGAUCACGUGUGUGGGAUUCUUCUUUUUUUUUUUUUCCUACUGCUCGCUUUGGAGUGAGAAAGAACGCAGCCUACUCAACAUGCAGACAAACAGAAGGACCAACAUAUGGAGAGCAGUGGGUACUGCAGCGUGAAGGCAGCAACUGGACCGGUCUUCUCCCCGCUUACUAAGAGCAAGCGAGAAUAAUAGUCAGCGCUGUCCACCAAGCUUGUGGGUGGAUGCGGCUACUAGCGGACUGCUUUUAGGGAGCAAGGAGACUGGGAGGAAGUGGCGCGAGCAACGAUGAUGAUCCAUAAAUGGACAGUUACGCUCAAGAAUGCUCCUUUUGCAUAGUUUACGCCAAGAUUAUUAAUCGUCUAGCUCAGGGGAAAACGGUCUUUCCACUGAUGCUCGUGUUGGGCGUCCCUUGCAGGCUUUAUUUUUUUUUUUAAGAUGAAUGUGGAGCUUGUUCCUAAGAGGAUGGAGGACUGCUUGAGGACCAGCUUUUUGGCACUGAUGAUAUCGUAUUUGUUUUUGAGCACGGUUGAGACGGCAAACAGUGUUUAUCCCAGAAUACGCCUCUCACACAAAGAACUCUGGCAGCUGAACAGAACCUGGGUGUUCCGGGGCAGCGGAGUGCCUCUCCGGCCCCAGACCGUGCUGCUGGACGAGGGCCACGAGAGGCUUUACGUCGGGGCCAAGAAUGCUCUGUUCUCCCUCAGCCUGGACCAGGUCAACGCGCACCACCGAGAGAUCCAGUGGGCCAGUACUGAAACUCAAAUCGAAGAAUGCUUGAUGAAGGGACGGGAAAAGAUGGAGUGUGCAAACUACAUCAAGGUCUUGCAGCAGUACAACCAGACCCAUCUCUUGGUGUGCGGAACGGCAUCUUUUAACCCCAUCUGCGCGCUGGUCCAUGUGGGACACACGGCCAAGGACAAACUGUUCGCCCUGCAAGAGGAGAGCGUCGCGAGCGGCAGAGGACGGUGUCCGUUCAACCACAACAGUCCCUGCACCUCCACGCUCGCAGGUGGAGAGUUGUAUGUCGGCCUCUACACAGACUACUGGGAAAACGACGCUGCCUUAUGUCGACUCAACAACCGAACCUACACGCGCACUGAGAGGGAUGACAGGCAGCAGCUCAAUGAACCGAGAUUUGUCGGUUCAGCGGUUAUCCCUGACAACGACGACAGGGAUGAUGACAAAGUUUAUUUCUUCUUCACCGAGCGCGAGGCGGAUAUAGAGGGGGUCCACAAAGCCGUCUACACCCGCGUCGGACGAGUCUGUGCGAAUGACCAAGGAGGACAGAGGAUGCUGGUGAAUAGAUGGAGCUCCUUUCUGAAAACUCGGCUCAUUUGCUCCGUGGCCGGAACCGACGGCAUCGAUACUCACUUUGAUUUACUUGAGGAUGUGUAUGUGCUCAAGAAAAAGGACGAGAAAAACCCGGAAAUCUUCGGCCUCUUUAGCACAACAAGCGCGGUGUUUAAAGGCUACGCAGUGUGUGUCUAUCACAUGGACGAUAUCCGAGCCGCGUUUAACGGUCCCUUCGCCUUCCGGGAGAGACCUGAGCAUCACUGGACACCUUCUGAGGACCGCGUUCCCUACCCGCGACCUGGCUCUUGUGCCAGCAAAGUCAACGGCGGAGGAUUUUCCAGCUCCAAGGAGUUUCCUGACGAGGUUCUGCGCUUCGUGCGCUCACACCCGGUGAUGUAUCGUCCGGUCCUGCCGCAACAUCACAGGCCGGUCUUCCUGCAAACAGAGCCGAGCAGGAGGAAGUUGACCCAGAUUGCGGUGGACAGGGUCCAAGCCCAGGACGGACACUACCAUGUUCUCUACAUUGGGACGGAUGACGGGCUGGUCCUCAAAGUUAUCACGAUCGACAACAAAGAUGCCAACACAAUUGAGGAGGUGCUGCUGGAGGAGCUGCAAGUGUUUGAGGUUCCAGCACCAAUAAAAGAGAUUGUGAUAUCACCUAAACGGCAACAACUGUACGUGAGCUCAGACGCAGGCGUGGCCCAGGUCAAACUGCACCAAUGCGCCCUCUACGGCUCCGAAUGUGCCGACUGCUGCCUGGCUCGAGACCCCUACUGCGCUUGGGAUGGUCUCACCUGCUCCAGUUACUACCCACCGGGAGUCUACACCAAGAGCAGACGAUUCAGGCGACAGGAUAUUCGCCAUGGCAACGCCGUCCAGCUGUGCAACGGCCUCCAAAUCGACGGUGAGCAGUGGCACAAAUCCGAGGAGAAGACGGUGUUCGGCGUGGAGGGCAACGGCACGUUGCUCAGCUGCGUGCCUCGAUCGCUUCACGCCAAGGUGCUGUGGUUCCUGCAAAAUGGAGACGACAAACGAGAGGUUCACGAGGACGACCGUGUGAUCCGGACCUCGCACGGGCUUCUUCUUCUGAGCGUCACGAGGUCCGAUGCCGGCGUGUACGUGUGCCAGACGGUGGAACACGGCUACGUGCAUACGCUUCUGCGCGUCACUCUGCGCGUGCUCAGCGGGGAGUUGUUGGAGUCCUCCAUCGGGCCAAAGGACGGACCGGGAGACAGAAGCGGAGCCCCGUGUCGGUCCCCCGCCAAUCCCCCGGCGGGCCCCGGUUUCAGCUCCAGGACCCUGGUCCCGGCCUCCCUGCCGGGCCCCCAUUCUCGGCAGUGGUACAAGGAGUUCCUCCAGCUGCUUGACUACAGGGACGCCCAGAGGGUUGAGGAAUAUUGUGAGAGGGUGUGGUGGCCCGAUAAGAAGCGCAAGAAAAGCAAAAAGAAAUUUGCCUUCUCGAGCGGUGAGAAGAAAGCUAAAGCCAGGGCGGCGGACGGCGGCCACCGAGCCCCCAGGCACGCACUCGAUACCUGAGGACACACACACUCACGUUCGCUAGAGAGCAUAGUAGGAUUUUGUAACCUCCCCCCUUGCCUUCCAAAAGAAGAACUGUAAAUAAUACAGACAGUUAUUUUCUGUUCAUGGCCAUCAGUAAGGAACUGAUCCCACGAUGGUGGGUGCAUCCCUGACGCACCCUCGAAUGGUUGCCAAACAGUCACACGGCACGCAGACGAAUUCACACCCACAUGUGCGACGAUGAACAUUUUAGUCUUCACUGAACCAAACAUGCAUGUUUUUCCAAAUGUGGUAGGAAAGUGCACGACCCGACAUGGGACUUCUCACCUGUGAGGCACACGUGGGUGCCCAAAAAGGCUUUCAUCCUAACAAAACCGUAGCACAGUUCUGAACUUCCGUUUCAGCGCUAUGUCACACAAACGAGUAGCACCGUAGCGUGGCUGUAGCGCAAUUUAGCUUAGCAUAGCUUACGUGACAUCCAUUUUCUAUAGCGCUUGUCCUAAUUCGGGCUUGCCUGAGCUGACUUGUGGACGGGUGGCCGAGUGAAACCCGGAUUGGUCGCCAGCCAACCGCGGGGCACGGAUUCACCUUCCCAUUUUCACCAAUGAACAAUUUCAAAGUCUUCAGUGAACUCAGCGUGCAUGUGUGUUUUUUUUUUUUUUUUUUAGAAUGCAGGGAAGCAAAACAAAAAACUAAAUAAAAACAUAGUACCACGGAAUCAAACCCAGGACAUUUUGUCACCACGUUUGCGGCAAGGGACAGGUUUAGUUCCAAUGCUUGACUUUUGGUACUCUUCCUACUCAAUUCCGGUGGUAGCUGUUACAUUUCAGACAGUUCGAUGAGCCUGUUUUCAGACCGACUUGGAAAAAUAAUAAUAAUGAAAAAUAAAUGCAGCACUUGCCGUUUUUGUGCGCCGUCAAGCGAUGAUCUGUCACCGUCGGGGUGUCAGUCGGUCGUGCGAAAAACGAGGGGGCUCCCCCCUUCUCCGAGGCAAGAGGGCGCCGAGCAAUUAAGCGACAAGGACGUUGAUCCGCCGAGACAAGACAAACUGUAAAUACGAGCUACCGUGGACUGACCCCGCCGUACUCUGCCCGUCUCUUUGCAAAUGUACUAGUGCUGUAUACGCACUGCAUGUGGAGCUCACUGUAUCUUUACGACAGACAAAACAUUUAACAAAAAAAUAAAAAUCAGCUCUGGAAAAAAAAAUAAAAAUGAAAUAAGGGACCAAAAUAACACUGGAGAUUUUCUGGGAGGUAUUUUGACCAGUUUGCUUUUAUUUUUGGGGGCAAAAAAAUGCUCUUAAUAUUAUUUGUAAUUGGAAUUUCAUUGUCAAAGACUAAAAAAAGAAAAAAAAAUGCUCGUUUUACUCACACGUAUGCGGUGGAUAACAAAAGUCUACACACCGUGGUUCAAAUGCAGUGUUCUUGUGACCAAGAUAAAUAAUUUCCAAACUACAUAUGUGACUUAUAGCGUGGAUAAUUCAAAAGAAUAGGAACAGAAAAAUAUUUUUGACAAGGCCAAAGGGAAAAAAAUACAGGGUUAAUAUAGUUGCAUUAGUGUGCACACCCGUGACUACACUCUUUAAAUGUGUCUGGUUAUCUUUUCCUGAGUUACAACAGGGUGUGUAAACUUAUGCAACCUCAAUGGUUUGUUUUUACUUCUCCUCAUGAAGAUUUAUUUAUUUUUUUGUUAAUCACUUGAGAUGUUCAGGUUGUAGGUCACAAUAUUGGUGGGAAAAACUUUGAACUUCUGGUCUCUUUUGUAUAUAAAAUUUGAGCAGAGGUGUGUAGACUGAGAAUAAUAACAAUAAUAAUUUAACAGCGGUCUCACUUUUUUUUUUUUCCUGGAGUUGUAUAUGUGUUCUAAGUAAAGGCCUUGUAAUAUUGUUUGGAUUAAUAAUAUUAUGCCGGUGUAUGAUGAUAAUUUAUUCUCUUGGUUCUGGCUUAUGUAGUUUUUAGGGGUACAUAAACUGGAAAAAUACUGUUAUUUGUGUUUGUGUUUCAUUGACAAUGUACAGUAGGAUGAUACAAAACCACUAUGCUAAACACCAGAGGGUUUUUUUUUUAAAUUGUAAUCAUGAUAUCGAUGAAAAUAAAAGUCAGUUUGAGCA
Messenger RNA from Syngnathoides biaculeatus (alligator pipefish), 5117 nucleotides. It is a transcript of the gene sema3e, whose product is annotated as sema domain, immunoglobulin domain (Ig), short basic domain, secreted, (semaphorin) 3E. The transcript is spliced from 17 exons. Gene Ontology annotation, molecular function: chemorepellent activity; semaphorin receptor binding. Lineage: Eukaryota; Metazoa; Chordata; Actinopteri; Syngnathiformes; Syngnathidae. The record is from RefSeq and is a predicted model, not a curated record. Gene Ontology annotation, biological process: axon guidance; semaphorin-plexin signaling pathway; negative regulation of axon extension involved in axon guidance. The coding region runs from base 632 to 3025 and encodes 797 amino acids.